This is a messenger RNA of Papilio polytes (common Mormon), 537 nucleotides long. RefSeq lists its product as uncharacterized. The record is from RefSeq and is a predicted model, not a curated record. NCBI's taxonomy places the organism in Eukaryota, Metazoa, Arthropoda, Insecta, Lepidoptera, Papilionidae. The transcript is spliced from 3 exons. The annotation marks the transcript as partial.
AUGAACGUGAACCAACCUUCAGCUGUUGUAUGGAUAACAAGUUUUGUCUACAGUCUGUCACAUGCUAAAAUAACAUUUAGCAAUACAGUCGUGAUAGCAUAUUACUUGGUUUCCUUUUUAAUCGUGAUUGCGUAUGCAAGUUCCACGAUUAUGUUAGUUUUGUGGCAAUCUCAAAAUAAUCGAAAAGUGAUUGAAAUUUUCGCCGGCAUUGAUAUAUCGCUCCAUAGAAAAAUUGAAUUGUAUGUGUUUAGUAUAUUUUUAUAUAUGAUUAAACAAAGAAUACUGUUAAUUAAUAAUUACUUAAGCAAGAUUACAGGCGAUCAAGAUAAUGUUUUAUUUAGACGACAUAAUGUAAAUCAAUUGGACAUCGACUUCAUUGGGAAUAUUUCCAAUACAAAUUACAAAGUACGUCACUUAGCGUCUGCAUAUUGCAAAGUGGGAAAGGUUACCAUACUAAUUAAUAAAAUUUAUAACAGCUUAAUGUUAAUGACGCUUGUAACAGCAUUUAUUUUUAUUAUAAUAGCGUUAUGGACCAUC